Lycium barbarum (goji berry) is the source of this 1275-nucleotide messenger RNA. Its product is annotated as chalcone synthase J-like. The record is from RefSeq and is a predicted model, not a curated record. Gene Ontology annotation, molecular function: acyltransferase activity, transferring groups other than amino-acyl groups. The coding region runs from base 97 to 1275 and encodes 392 amino acids. Gene Ontology annotation, biological process: polyketide biosynthetic process. The transcript has 2 exons. Lineage: Eukaryota; Viridiplantae; Streptophyta; Magnoliopsida; Solanales; Solanaceae.
CUAUAUAUAUCCAUGCAACCAAAGUGCAUUAGCACAUAGCACAAUCUACGUAUCUACUUCAUUCUGAAGCAAUCACUAGUAUUUGCUACAGCAAAAAUGGUCACUGUGGAGGAGUUUCGCCGGGCACAACGGGCCGAGGGAACGGCCACCGUGCUGGCCAUCGGAACAGCCACUCCUCCCAAUUGUUUUUAUCAAAGCACUUACCCUGACUAUUUUUUUCGUGUCACUAACAGUGAGCAUAAAACGGAGCUUAAGGAGAAGUUUAAGCGCAUGUGUAAUGGAUCAAUGAUUAAGCAGAGGUACAUGCACUUAACUGAAGAAAUAUUGAAAGAGAACCCUAGUAUUUGUGAAUACAAGGCACCUUCCUUUGAUGCAAGACAAGAUAUUGUCGUAGCUGAAGUGCCAAAGCUUGGCAAGGAGGCAGCCGAAAGGGCUAUCAAUGAAUGGGGCCAGCCCAAGUCCAAGAUUACUCAUUUGGUCUUUUGCACCACUAGUGGUGUGGACAUGCCGGGCGCCGACUACCAACUCACUAAGCUGCUUGGCCUUAGUCCAUCAAUAAAACGAUUCAUGAUGUACCAACAAGGUUGCUCUGGUGGUGGUGCCGUUCUUCGAUUAGCCAAGGACUUGGCAGAGAAUAAUAAAGAUGCUCGAAUUCUUGUUGUUUGCGCAGAAAUCACCGUAAUGACCUUCCAUGGCCCGAGUGACAUUGAAUUGGAUGUUUUGAUCGGGCAAGUCCUCUUUGGUGAUGGGGCUGCUGCAGUCAUUAUUGGGUCAGACCCAGUUCUAGAGGUGGAAAAGCCUUUAUUUGAGCUUGUCUCUGCAACACAAACUCUUCUCCCAGACACUGGAUACGCGAUUCAUGGUAAAACUAGUGAGGCUGGGCUGACAUUUUACUUACAUAAAGAUGUUCCUGGAUUAGUUUCAAAUGACAUUGAGAAGUGCCUAGAGGAAAUAUUUGAGCCUUUGGGCAUUUCGGAUUGGAACUCCAUCUUCUGGGUAGUUCAUGCAGGUGGACGUGCGAUUCUCGACCAAAUUGAAUUAAAGUUGGGCCUAAAGCCUGAAAAACUCAGGGCUACGAGACAUGUCAUGAGUGAGUAUGGGAACGUUGCUAGUGCUUGUGUUUUGUUUGCUUUGGAUGAGAUGAGGAAAGGUUCUAUAAAGGAAGGGUUGAGUACCACCGGUGAAGGGCUCGAGUGGGGAGUGCUUUUUGGUUUUGGGCCUGGACUAACUAUUGAGACAAUUGUCCUCCAUAGUGUGGGUGAAAUUCAUAAAUAG